AUGGCUCAAGAGGAAGACAUUCCGAGUGAAUAUUCUCGCGAUAUACCAAAAAGAGAAGGUGAUCCCAGUUUGAAGAUGGUGAUCGAUCAAUUGGUAGCACUUAAUGCUAAAUUUGCGAAUGCCAGCUUGAUUUCGACCACAGAUGCCCAUACACUCCCCCAAGAUGAUCUCGGCAUGUAUGCAGUGGAAGAGAGAACCGAAGACCUCAACUAUGUGAACAACAACACCUACACGAACUCAUAUAAUCCAGGGUGGCGGAAUCAUCCUAAUCUCUCUUACAAGUCCAACAACGUCGAGAAUCCUGCACCAAAUAAUCCGAGGGCAUCCCAUAAUCCGAAUCAGAGGAUCCCACCCGGUUUUGCUUUUCAAUCCAGGGGUCCAAAUCAGAACUCCAACUACAGAGCUCCGGGGCAGACCUUCAACAAUCCUGCACCUUCUGAUAAUCGUGACCUUUCUCAGGAUACAUAUGCUCUUAUUCAGCAACGCAUGCAGGAACAGACAAAGACGACACAUGAAUUCCGCACUCAAUUCACGAGCAUCGAUGCCCAUUUUAAGCUCGUAGACAAUCAGAUUGCCCAGUUGGCAGCAGACUCUCAAAGACCGUCCGGCACCCUUCUAGGUAAACCCGAAACCAAUCCUCGCGAACAUAUUAAUGCCAUCACUUUGCGAAAUGGUAAACAGGUAGACACUCAACCAUCCACAAUGGUCGAGCAGAGAGAGGUUUUGAAUGAUCAUGCUAGUCCAGAAGGCAUACCCGAACCGGCAUACGUACCCCCUCCUCCUAGGCCUCCGCCGGUACCGUUUCCGUCUCGCCUGAGGAAGCAUAACGAAGACAACCAAUUUGCUAAAUUCGCUGAGAUGCUAAAGAAACUCGAGGUAACCAUGCCCUUUACUGAAGCUAUUUUACAGAUUCCCUCGUAUACCAAGUUUUUGAAGGACAUCCUGACCAAGAAACGAGUCGUCGAGAAAGAGACUGUAGCUCUCACUGUAGAGUGUAGUGCGUUGAUACAACACGAGUUACCACCCAAGCGCUCUGACCCAGGUAGUUUUUCAAUCCCUUGUACGCUAGGUAACGUCUACAUCGAUAGUGCUUUGUGUGAUUUAGGUGCCAGCGUCAGUCUUCUUCCACUCUCCAUCUUUAAGAAGCUGAACGUGGGUGAACUAAAACCCACUCGAAUGGCUCUCCAGUUGGCUGAUCGUUCUGUUAAGUACCCUGCUAGAAUUCUUGAAGACGUCCCUUUGAAAAUCGGGAAUUUCUACAUUCCGGUUGACUUCGUGGUUCUGGACAUGGACGAAGAUUCUAAAGUACCCAUCAUUUUAGGUCGACCUUUCCUUAACACUGCCGAUGCUGUUAUCCACGUUCGAGCAGGUCGCCUUCCUGGUGACGAGACGGUGGAAUUCACUCUAGACAAAACCCUCAAGCAACCGUCAUCUACAGAAUCUGCUUGUUUCAUUGAUAUCCUGGGAGCUCUAACCGAAAAGGUAAUACACCAAUUUCAUCGUGAUGAUCCUUUAGCACUAAAUCUUCUUUCGCAGGAUAGCAUCUACGUCGCUAUAGACCAGAUGUGGAUCUACGGACAUAUUUUAGAGCAUGAUGAAUUUCUAGGAAAUCUCGAAUUAGACACGAUCGUGUCAUUGGCGUGUCAACUCCUCGGAUAG
Tarenaya hassleriana is the source of this 1659-nucleotide messenger RNA. RefSeq lists its product as uncharacterized. NCBI's taxonomy places the organism in Eukaryota, Viridiplantae, Streptophyta, Magnoliopsida, Brassicales, Cleomaceae. The record is from RefSeq and is a predicted model, not a curated record. The transcript has a single exon. Bases 1 to 1659 code for a protein of 552 amino acids.